AUGCUUCCCCAGACAUGGCGGCCUCAAGGCUACAAACGGGUUGACUCCAGCAGCAGUCUUGAAGAUGGUCUUGUCCCCGAGGAGAGUGGACGAAGCUUCCAGCUCUUCGCGAAACGCCUUCUUCGUCUUCCCCUCAAGACAAUGACAAUCCUCAUCGCCGCUCUGCUCGUUUUCCCCGGCCUACUGGCACUCACCCCCUCAAGUCCUCCUGCCAAUAACCCAGACCACGAUUUAUGCAAAGUCAUAAUGAGUGCGUCGGCGUUGGGGUACCCAGCUCCAGUUAUUGUGAACUGGGGUAAGACAUACGACAAGUCUAAGGGCUGGAAGGGAGGAUCUCACCUUGCAAAGAUCACUGGUACUUUGGAUUACCUCGAUAGCGUCUCAACGGCCGACACUCCCGACGAGAAUAGACUCGAGGAAAACGAUAUCGUUGUUCUGACGGAUUCGUAUGACGUUUGGUUCCAACUCCCUCCAGAUGUUCUCCUCAAGCGAUAUCACGAAGCAAACCGCCAAGCACCCAACGAAUGCUUCCCUCCCCCCUCAUCAGGCUCCGUCCUCCACUGCGAUCAACUCCCCGAAAGUCCAGCUCGAAAAGACCUCUACGGAGCGAAAACGGAUAGAGAACCCAACAUCUUCCACGACGUACGACCGAAAUACCUCAAUAGUGGGAGUGUGAUUGGCCCUGUUGGAGAUAUGAGGGAGUACUUUCGUCGUGUGCAUGAGCGAAUGCAGAGAGGGCUGGGAAUAUUCGGCGAGAUCUUUGCAGAACGGGAAAUUUGGCGUCGUUGGCUGCGAAAGAAUAUCGUUUCUCGGAAGGAUAAGAGCUUCGAUGUGAUGCAUAGCGAUUUCGAGUAUCAUGAUGGCGAGAUCAUCGCGUUGAAUAACGAAACCGGUAUUGCUGAAAAUCCUGCAGACUGGGGAGACAUGCCCGUGUACGCCGAUUUCUACUCAACUUCUGUUCCCGUCGUCGUUCAUCACAAUGCUCAUAAAGAUGGAGCAAAGAAACGUCGAUAUCUCUGGUGGGACCGCAUCUGGUUCUUUCCGUACCUUCGCCAACUCAUCAUCGCUUAA
Messenger RNA from Fusarium redolens, 1071 nucleotides. RefSeq lists its product as uncharacterized. The record is from RefSeq and is a predicted model, not a curated record. Bases 1 to 1071 code for a protein of 356 amino acids. The transcript is spliced from 6 exons. NCBI's taxonomy places the organism in Eukaryota, Fungi, Ascomycota, Sordariomycetes, Hypocreales, Nectriaceae.